Gopherus flavomarginatus (Mexican gopher tortoise) is the source of this 3325-nucleotide messenger RNA. RefSeq lists its product as uncharacterized. The transcript is spliced from 3 exons. The record is from RefSeq and is a predicted model, not a curated record. Bases 2017 to 2688 code for a protein of 223 amino acids. Lineage: Eukaryota; Metazoa; Chordata; Testudines; Testudinidae.
UGGGGCAAAUUCUACUUCAUCUCACCUUACCGUAAUUGUGGAAGGCCCUGAACACAGCUGUUAUUGCUGUCAGUGAAGUUCCAUUGCAUAGCAGGUGAUGGUCAGUCAAAACUGAGGGAACUCCUUGCAAAGGGUACAUAUCCUCUGUGUACCAUGCAGCUUUGUUCUGGGCUCCCUGCAUCCUAGUACACAGGAAAGUCUUGCAAAGGGAAGCAGGAAGAAAAGGGGCCAGUGGAUCUGUAUCUUCUUUACCUCAGCCCUCACACUAAGGGGGAACACCACAGUGAUGGGGCUACUAUAUCCACGAGGCUGCAGUAGCAGCCACAAAGCAGCUCCCUUUCCAAACUCUUCCAUUCUGAAUCCUGUGAACAUUUCAAAUGUCCUAUGUAAAUUAAGCAUGGUAGAAUCAAAACAAUGGAAGCCCCAUUCACAAACAGGGGCAGCCCACAGAAAAGGAAAAACAUUAUGAGGUCAUCCUGCCUCUUGAAACAAAGUCAUUGAAUUAUGGAAGAUAUAAGCAAAACCAGAAGCCAUCCUUAGCAUCCAUCACUAGACUGACACAGGGAACAGAGCCCUUGCAAGCUGAGAAAGGUGGGUGUUUCAACCAAGGGGGCGUCAAAGUCUCUGGAAACUGAAUAUAGGUGAGAAACCCGCUUAUGCCAAGAUCUUUCACCUAGGAAGAUAAGGGAAGCCAGUGCCUUGUACUUCUGUGGAAGGUCCUGACUGAGGGAAAAUCAGCCAUGACUAGAAGAAGGAAGAUUGGUGAGAGAAACAUUCUUGAACAAAGCCUGUAACUUGCUAGAUUAAGUUUUAGAUGCAUGUUUUCACUUUGAUUUGCUUUUAAUCCUUUCUAACUUUAUUCCUUUUACUUGGCAUCACUUAUGUCCUAUUGUUUAACUUUUUUUUUACUAUAAACAAAUUCAAUGCAGUGUUUAAAGGGGAGGGUGUAUUUACCCCAAUUAAGUUAAUACUCUGUGAUGUGCUUUUGUGUCUUCAGCUCAGCAAAUGAACCUUAUUUCUCUGAACUGUCUAGGAGAGGGCUGGACACUAUAGCACACACAGUUUUGGAAAAAUGCAGGUCCGAGUGUGCAUUGGGGACACCUUACUGAUUGUAAUCAAGGCUGGUGGAAGCCAGAAUGGGCGUGUGGGCUGUAGGCAAGCUGCUGGGCUCAGGGCUGCUGAACUAGGCCUACCUGGUACACAGACAUUUCAGAGUGUGACCUGUAUGCUUGUGAGUUGGUUGUGAGCAUCUCAGACUGGGAGCAGCAAAGCAUUGUAAGGCACCCAAGGUUACAGAGUAAGCGGUGAUACAACCCCUCAUUGGUCUGGAUUGCCUCCUGAACUGCAUAACAAGUGCCUCACAAUCAGGAAUGGAUUUUAUCCUCCAUAGCACCCUGAUGAGGUAGGGAAGUACUCUUUAUUCUCACUUUACAGAGGGGGAGCUGAGUGAUGACGAUUCCUGUUUAUCCGUCCAAGAAUCGCAUUAGUCCUUUUGGCCACAGCAUAGCACUAGGAACUCAUGUUCAGCUGAUUAUAUGCCACAACUCCCAAAACAAUUUCAGAGUCGCUACUUCCCAGGGAUCGGGUCCCCAUCCUGAAAUUAUGGCCUACAUUCUUUGAUGUAACAGGCAGGAUGCACCCUUCAGUUCUGGAUAGAAAACCCCACUCAUCUCAAAAUCUUUGCUUCCCUCCUGUAAACUGAACAACAGCUGGACAGACUGGCUGACCAUCAAGGAAGCCCUUAUUUGGUAGCACUACGAUCAGUUGGAAAACAGGCACAAUCUUUAACUGUCUCUCUUUGGGUAUGUACACUGCAGUUAAAAACCCGCAGCUGGCCCAUGCUAGCUGACAGAGGCCUUGGUUACACUGGAGAGUUGCAGCGCUGGUGGUGGGUUUACAGCGCUGCAACUUACUCACUGUCCAUACUUGCAAGGCACAUACAGCUCUGUAUCUCCCUGGCUGCAGCGCUGGUUGUACUCCUGCUCUGCCUGGGGUGUAAGGAUUGCAGCGCUGGUGAUGCAGUGCUGCUCCGCAAGAGUGGCCACCAAAAGUGCUGUAAUUGGCCUCCAGAGUAUUUGGAGUUUUCCCAGAAUGCCUGUUCAGCCACUCUGCUCAUCAGUUUGCACUCUACCGCCCUGGCCUCAGGUGACCAUGCCUCCACGCACCAAACGAGCCCCAGCAUGGAGCAAUGGCGAGUUGCUGGACCUCAUCAGUGUUUGGGGUGAGGAAGCUGUGCAGUCACAGCUGUGCUCCAGCCAUAGGAAUUACGAUACCUAUGGGUUGAUCUCAAGGGUCAUGCUGGAAAGGGGCCAUGACCAGGAUGCAGUGCAGUGCAGUGUUAAAGUAAAGGAGCUGUGGAAUGCCUAUUGCAAAGCCCGCGAGGGAGACCGCCGCUCAGGUGCUGCCCCCAUGACCUGCUGUUUUUACAAGGAGCUGGAUGCAAUACUUGGAGGUGACCCCACUGCCAAUCCGACGACCACGAUGGACACUUCAGAGCGGGGGAGGGGGAGGGGAGGAUGGGAGGGGGAGAGGAAACUGAGAGUGAGGGUACUGUGGUGGGGGGAGACACCCUGGAGUCCCAGGAGGCAUGCAGCCAGGAGCUCUUCUCAAGCCAGGAGGAAGGUAGCCAGUCGCAGCAGCCAGUACUUGGUGAAGGACAAGCAGAGGAGCGGGUUACCGUGUCCUUGACUACUGGACUGUCCGUAUCAUCCACUGGCCAGAGGCUACAAAACCUCAGGAAGAAGCCGCGAAAAAGCAAAGAAGACAUGCUGAAAGCAGUUAUGGAUCACUCUGCCAGAGAGAGUAAAAAACUGCAGGAAAAAACUGCAGGACUGGAGGAAAAAACUCCAGGACUGGAGAGAAAGGGAAAGCAGGCUCCGCCAGAGAAAUGCAGCGGCUAAGAAGAAAAGCACAAAGCAGCUGAUAAGCAUCCUGGCGUGCCAAGCGAACUCUAUCCAGUCACUCGUAGCCAUGCAGGCAGAGCACUAACGUGCCGGCCCCCACCAUCCCAAAGCUCUUUCCCUUGUGCCCCAAUGUCAGCUCAAAACCCCCUUCCCCAGCAUCCAGGUUCUUACCACCACCAGCUGCCCCCAACACCUGUACGUUCACCAACCAGCCCUGAGAACUACGACCCUUACCCUCUGCACUCAACCCGCAUCACCAUGCAGUAUUUUCAUCCUGAAGUGCAGCAGUCAUUGCACAGCACUCCAGACAGGACAUAUUCAAACCUGUGACUGUACAGUUCACCACCCCACCCCCCUGCCCUUUUAGGUUCCCAAAAUGUUGUGUGUCUGUCAAGAAAGUUAUUUUCUUUUCAAUAAAUGAA